AUGGUUAGUAGGGGCAUAAUAACUCAUCGCAAUGAAGAUGUUGACAAGCUCAAUGAGAAAAUCAUUCAGAGAUUUCCAAGAGAAUCAAGAGUGUACCACUCAUUUGAUAAAGUUGAAAAUGAUACCCAAAAUUUGUAUCAACAAGAGUUUUUAAAUUCCAUUUCACCAGGAGGAAUGCCCCCACAUGCAUUGCAUUUGAAAGUUGGAGCCCCAAUUAUGCUUUUGAGGAAUCUUGACCCUUCUUCUGGAAUACUUGAAAAAAUAAAGCUACUUCAGCUUUGGGAGAAUUAUCAAGAGGAAGCAAAUAUGGUUGCAGAUAAGAAAGUUAAAAAUCAGGUCUCUAUUAAAGUUGAUAAAAAACAAUUGGGAAAAUUAAUUGUGCGAGAGCUUUUGAGGCAACAACAACAUCGAAAUCCUAUCAUAUCUGAUAGAGCAAGUAUAUGCAGCAAAGACAAUAUGAACAUAUAUGUGGCAAUCGAGCAUGCCCAUUCCUUCUCAGUACAAUCUUUUGAGAACCGGAAGGAGCUGGCCGACAAGAAGAGGGAGAUGAAGACCUUGGAGGAUCUAGCCGAGGUUGCUAUCAAAGCUCAAAAUGAUGCCGAAGAAAAGGCAGAAUCCGUCGAGGCCAUCAGCAAGGUUCUCGAGACCUAG
Molecule: messenger RNA, 651 nt
Organism: Camellia sinensis
Lineage: Eukaryota; Viridiplantae; Streptophyta; Magnoliopsida; Ericales; Theaceae
Source: RefSeq, a predicted model, not a curated record